This is a messenger RNA of Chinchilla lanigera (long-tailed chinchilla), 9028 nucleotides long. It is a transcript of the gene Kcnj15, whose product is annotated as potassium channel, inwardly rectifying subfamily J, member 15. Gene Ontology annotation, molecular function: inward rectifier potassium channel activity. The coding region runs from base 1203 to 2330 and encodes 375 amino acids. Lineage: Eukaryota; Metazoa; Chordata; Mammalia; Rodentia; Chinchillidae. Gene Ontology annotation, cellular component: plasma membrane. The transcript has 4 exons. The record is from RefSeq and is a predicted model, not a curated record. Gene Ontology annotation, biological process: potassium ion import across plasma membrane; regulation of monoatomic ion transmembrane transport.
UCUCUCCCUCCUUCUCUGCCCCUCCCUCCUCAGCCUAAUCUCUCCCAACCUCUUUCGUUCUCUCUUCAGUUCUUUCAGGUAAUUCCUACUCAAACUUGUACCAACUUGUUUUUGACUGACAGAGCACAGCCAGCGCGUUCCUCUGGAGAAACCCCCGAGCACCUAUCUCUCCCCAGGCAACCUGCGACCGGCUGCUGGUUCUUUGCCUGCCCUAACUUCUCCUCCUGCCAGGAGCCUGCAAGCACGGAGCUCUGCAGUCCCUACGAGCCUCACGUACAAUUCCUCAGCCUCCAAGAAGCCAUCAUUCUUCCCUGCCAUUCUUCCUCCUCAGUGUCUGAGGGUAAAAAGAAAGUAUGAGGAAGGAAAGUGAAAUGUGGCCAAGAGCUAAGGACUAAAGGACCACUUUUUGGAAUCUGCGGAGGGUCAACUUCCACCUCCUUGUAUUCAUUUCUGCGAUCGCUUGAGCAAAGCCAAUUUGGCCCUCAGCUGGCAUCGUCAAGGUCAAGAAUGGGAUUCAGACCUGUCAGAGCAGACUUUGAAGGAAAUCAUGGAUUGCUUUAAGAGCAAGAAAGAGUCUGGCACACGGCCAAAACCGAAGUGUCCCGUGCAGUGCAGGUGACUGUGUGACUGCCACAACAAGGUCCAGAGGAGGACAGCUAAGCAUCGCUGGUUUCAUUUUCAAUUAAACUUUCUGAGCUCGGUGAACCCCGAGUAGAUUCUUGUCAAGCGUUUUUCCCACUUAAUAUUUAAACCUGUGUAUACUUAAAGUGAAAUUUAAUCCAGGUAUUUGGAGUCUGUAGAGAAAGAGAGAGAUCAUCAAAAAACUGAUGUGUCUGAGAUACUGGCUGUGUAAGAAAGCUUUUAAGGCAACUUGUCUUACAAACAGGAAGUUAUGUUUUGUCAGAGCUUUAAAGUCAGCUUCUCCACUUCUAAUUUUAGUCUGGAAAAGCAAAGUUAUGAUUUGAUUUGGAGUUCAUUCCUUCAUGCCUACCAGCCCUUUUGAAAGUAUAUGCUGCGGGGUCACCUGAGACUCUGUGGAGAAAAUUCUCCUUGGGAACCAGUGCUUCUCUGCUUUUCCCUGCACUAGCACAGUCCCAUGGUAGCCAGGUGGGUGAAGGGGAGCGAGGACCUGCUAUCCAUUCUGAAGAAGACUCCUGACCUGCCGAGGGAGUGAGUGACCAGGUGGUCCCAAGAAUCAGGGGAUGGAUGCCAGUCACAUGACCAUGACCAGGCCUCCUUUGGUGAAGCACACUGGUGGGCCUGGCCUCAAGACCCACAGACCCCGGGUCAUGUCCAAGAGCGGACACAGCAACGUGAGAAUUGACAAGGUGGACGGCAUCUAUUUACUGUACCUGCAAGACCUGUGGACCACAGUCAUUGACAUGAAGUGGAGAUACAAGCUCACCCUCUUUGCCGCCACUUUCGUGAUGACCUGGUUCCUCUUUGGGGUGAUCUACUAUGCCAUUGCCUUCAUUCAUGGGGACCUAGAGCCCAGCGAGCCCAUUUCCAAUCACACCCCCUGCAUCAUGAAAGUGGACUCUCUCACGGGAGCCUUUCUCUUUUCCCUGGAAUCCCAGACGACCAUUGGCUACGGCGUGCGUUCCAUCACGGAGGAAUGCCCUCAUGCCAUCUUCCUCUUGGUGGCCCAGCUGGUCAUCACAACCUUAAUUGAAAUCUUCAUCACCGGUACCUUCUUGGCCAAAAUUGCAAGACCCAAAAAGCGGGCUGAGACCAUCAAAUUCAGUCACUGUGCGGUCAUCACCAAGCAGAACGGAAAACUGUGCCUAGUGAUCCAGGUGGCCAACAUGAGGAAGAGCCUCUUGAUUCAGUGCCAGCUCUCGGGCAAGCUCCUCCAGACCCAUGUCACCAAGGAGGGGGAGCGCAUCCUCCUUAACCAGGCCACGGUCAAGUUCCACGUGGACUCCUCUUCCGAGAGCCCUUUCCUCAUUUUGCCCAUGACGUUCUACCAUGUGCUGGAUGAGACGAGCCCCCUGCGGGACCUCACGCCCCAGAACCUAAAGGAGAAGGAAUUUGAACUCGUGGUGCUCCUCAACGCCACUGUGGAAUCCACCAGCGCUGUCUGCCAGAGCCGCACAUCCUACAUCCCAGAGGAAAUCUACUGGGGUUUUGAGUUUGUGCCUGUGGUUUCUCUCUCCAAAAAUGGAAAGUACGUGGCUGAUUUCAGCCAGUUUGAGCAGAUCCGAAAGAGCCCAGAUUGCACCUUUUACUGUGCAGAUUCUGAGAAGCAGAAACUGGAAGAGAAGUACAGGCAGGAGGAUCAGAGGGAACGUGAGCUGAGGACCCUUUUGUUACAACAGAGCAACGUGUGAUGCCAGAGUGUCUCCUGGCCUCACCUCCAGACCUGUUUCCACCUAGGCAUUCCUUUCAGACCCAGGGACAGCUGUGCAAAUGAAAACAAGGGCACAUAUUCACACUCCACGGAGCCUCUUGGGUGUGCCCCUUGGAUCACCCCCUCGGAUCUGGUGGCUGCACUAGCGUUUCUGUAUUUGAGAGGGUUUUUGCAGAAUGCUUCCUCCAAAGUGAACUCUCAAACUUCACAUUUCCUAAAAUGGAGCUGCAUUUUGAAGGAUAGGAUGGAGGGCAAAGGAAAAGAUGUCCUGUUGGAUGGAUGGACAUCUAGCAAUGCUUUAUUGAAGGGAAAUGCAUUUCCAUGCAAGUUAUAAUGUAAAGUAUUUAUUUAAUCAAAGCACCAAAGACAUCACGGUCAAAGGUUGAAAUGUGGUUGAGCAUUCAGCUGUAUUGUUGCCUUAAAACCUCCUCUUUUUGUCUAAACAGGGACUCCUACUCACAAAAUAUAGUCAUUCUAUUUUUUACCUUUCUUCAAUAGACUGAAUUGUAUGGAAUGACACUGGUCAAAUCAGGAAUUAACAGCCGUGAGAAAAUGUUCCUAACCUGAUUCUGUUGUUCCCAUUAAUUUCUGUUGUCGUUAUUGAGAUGUAUUAGACCUUUUCUGUGAAAAACGGGGUGUACAGAUCAGUUAUCCAGCACCAUGUAGGAGUUUAUUAGUAACAUAGAUGAUCAGGUUCCAGGCAAAUGUGUAAAACCAGCACUUAUAUCUUAGCAAGAUCCCAGUGAUCUCUGGGCAAAUGAAAGUUUGAGGAGUUCUGCUCUGGAACUCCUCAAACAGUUUCCAAAGUCACUUCCUGAUCCACACAGAAAACUUGCUCUGUGGGUUCCCUGUCCACAUGGCCUCCUGGCUUCCCCUGCGUUAGGUUCACUACUGUCACUCAGUAUUUCUUCCAGCCAUUUCAUGUCUUACCUUAAAACCUCACCCACGAUGGAACGGCAUUGAAUUGCCCAUUGACAUUCUAAAAGCAAGCCAGAGCUCCUGAGAGCAGUGGCCGUCUCCAGCAUGCUAAGCACACGCUCAAUGGUUCAAUGGUUCAAUGGUUCAAUGGUUCAUUAUCAUCGAAGAGAGUAAACCAGCCUACCCUCAAAAGGAGUCUGCCCAGGUGCUGCCCUUCAUAAGGUUGGGUGGUGCCACUGGGAAAGAGAAGGGGCUGAGGGAAAGGAAUUCAUAACCAAGAUGACCCCUUGAUGCAGGAACAAAAUGUGAUAGUCUCAGAGCAUGUACAGAAUACCCUCAGUAUUUAAAUACUAUCUCACAUGUCUCAGUGUUAGAGCUAACAUUUUGCCUCUUGCAAAAUUCCCUAGUGAGCUGCCCUUUUUGGGGAAGAGAAUAAAUGGGCUAGGGUUGGCUAAAUGCGCAUAAACAAAUACUUAUUUUAUUCAAGCCGAGACAGAUCGAUGUACCCACUGAAGCAGAAAGUCGCCAUGACUGAGCAGGCAGUGGGCACACAUAUACAUGUGAGGCUCCCUCAUUUACAUACACAUGCAUGCCCUGGUUCUCAAGCAUAAUCGUGAAAAUUAUCCAUGAAAGUCACUUGCAUGAAAGAAGACAUCGUAUUUGUGUGAUACUACACAAAUAUGAACCCUGGGACUCAGAGAAAUGGGAAAUAAACUGGAUUCAGAUUGUUGGCGAAGUGAUGGCCUGGGAUUAUAGCACCUGUGGUAGUAUUUGAUGUCACCACACUUGCAAAUGUGUUUCCCUUACACAGAAAUUGUAGAAAUAAAGUAGAUCGCCUGGAACUGAACUCUUACAAUGCACAUAGAAGAAUAAUGGAGGUAAAGUCUAUAAGAGCUUAAAAAACAAUCAGUUUAUGCACGAAAAGGAGGAUUUUUGUCUUUAUUGUUUUUUUCUAUUAUUUUUAUGGCAGGUUUCUUUCGAUCUCCAGUCUUCAAAAAUAUUACAUGUCAGUAUAGUUAGAUAUUAGUCCUGUUAGUCAUUAUACUUCCUUAUUUUUAUUGUACCUUGUGGUGUGAUUGACAGGAGAACAUGGCCACAAGCAUGUUUACAGCUUUUCUGUUGCACUAUUAAUUUUUCACAGUAUUUGCAUCAAUGCUAAUUUGAAUGUAAUCAAAAUUAGGAAUAUUUUGCAACUAUAGUGUAAAUGGUACAAAAUUUAGUGUAAGAUUGAGAUAUCUUUUAUAUGUUCAUCUUGCAUAUCAUUUUUAGCCAGAUUUGGAAGACCUGACCAUCUGAUCUUUUAUACCAUGCAGUGUCCUGAAAGUCAAUAAUUGUAUAAGUCAAUAAAUCAGAAUUAUAACAUAAUAUUCAAGAAGUAGUUCCAAAGUUGUGUCUGGUCUGAAACUUACCAUUUUCUAGAUACAUUUGACUGUUAACUGCUUUGUGCAACAUGCUCUCAUGUUACUCUGCUAACAAAGGAUUUAGGUAGCAGUAAACUUAUUAGGUUAUAUCUGAAUAACCUGAUUGAAAGACAAUCAUGCUAUAUGUCCAACUAAGGAAUUGCAAAACUAAGGGAGUCUUUUUUACCCAAAAAGCCUUUUGUAUUUUUGAAACAUUUCCAAUAUAUUUGGUCUUUUUGGUGAGACUGAUCAAAACUAUUGUGCUCCAUCUGAGAAAACAGAAACUUCAGAGGAGCUAGUGAGUGUGAUCUAGAAGUCAUGUCUUAUUUCAGUAAAAUACACAAAACUAAUACGGUGCCUUGUAGCCAAUAACCCCAUAUAGCAAAACAAGGAUACACUCACUGAUCUUCACAAUGAGCUGCCUUUGGGUUAGGGAGUGGGAGGCACACUGUAUUGAUCAGUUUUCCCAUUACUGGGACACAAUACCCAACACUCACAACUUAAAGGAAAAAGAGGUUUAGUUUGGCUCAAGGCUUCAGAGGUUCUAGUCCAUGGUCAGUUGACUUCAAGUCAGGAACAUCAUUAUGGAGGGUGGAGCACAAUUGCUCAGUUUGUGGCACCUUGGAAGCACAGCAGUGCUUCAGUGUUUCCCAGCAGUGUCAGAACAGACCCAGGGGCAAGAUCUAGCACCCAAAGUCAUGCACCCAUAACCCACUCAGACCCCCAGAGUGUGCUUUACUUAUCUCUUAGGCAGCUGUCAAUUUGACAGUCCAGCUUAAUGGUCACACACACAUUGGUUCCCCUUUUCACUGAUAGAGAAAUUACAAUACAGCAUAGAUUGUCCAGAAAUCUGCAAUAACUGAUUUAUGGUGAAAGAUCCCAUUAGUCAGUGGGCCAAAUAGUUAGAUACAUUUAAAUAACCAUUUUGUCUGAUUUUUAUUGGAACUAAAUUUUUACUGUCAGUAGGCUACAAUUUUAAUAUUACUGAAAUGUUAAUUGAGACAUAUUUUAGAAGUAGCAGGUCUUCUCCAGGAUGAUUAAAACACUACUUCUGCUCUAGGCUGAGCCUUCCUUGCUCAGACAAUCAGUAAGCAUGUAAUAUCUGAGGCAGGGGGACAAAGCAAAGAAAAGAAAAGGUGAAAUGAAAAGAGAAAGCACAAGGCCUUCACACUGGCCUCUCAGGAAAAGGUCACCUGGGCCUUGGGUCUGUACGUCGUCAUGGUCAAAGGGUCGGAAAUUUGACCUCGUGGUGUGAUAAAGACCCUGCCAGCCAUGGCUUUCACUCUCACUCAACUUCUCUUGUUACAGCUUUUAAAAAUUAGUUUUCAGUGGAAAUUGAUUUUUCCUAGCUUCCUAUAAUGUGAUUUUUAAUAAAUGAAAGGUAUUGCUAUUUCAACUCCUGAUUUCCAUGUUAUAUGGGGCGCACUUUUAAUCCAGUAUUAGAUUAUUUGACUCUCGAUGCGUGUGAGGUACACUGUUUCCUCCCCUAAGAAGUCUUGCACUUGAAGGUCAAGUGGAGCAUUUCACUCCUAGCGAUCCGUUACAUACAUCUCCCCAGCAUGUGCUGCAUUCUAUCUUUCAUCGAGGGGACCCCCAGUCCAAGCCUGCAGAGCUACAAUUUGGAAUGAAAUGGUAUUGCUAAAAUUAACCAGAAUUUUAAAGGAUAAAGGAGUUCUUUACCUUCGUGAGGCACUAACAUUUCUCAGUAAGUCUGUUUUUGCUAUUGUUUUGCUUACCGUUUGAAGGGGCUCUGAGACAAAGGCCUUUUCUUCAGGGUAAGGAAGGCAGUAAGAAAAGUCUAAGAAACACAAGCUAAUCUUGGAUCACCUAGAUGUUCAUGUGAAGGGAUUUCUCCCAUAGGAAAAGAACUUCAGGGGAAAAACUUGGUUAUUCGAUCUUACAGUACAACAAACUGUCAUUAUAUUCUUCAGGCGUCCCAGGAGAAGCAAUUUUCCUAGCCUUUUAAGAAACAUGGGUAGGUUAAAUCCAAUUUUUUUCCCCAAAAUUUUCCACUAAAUACUUAAUGGAAAAAAGAAGUGUGAGGCAAAAACAAAGCUCCAGCCAUUCCCUCCAUCCCCAUCCUGCCUGGCCCCCCGGCGCACUCCACUUCCUUCCCCUUAACUUGUGCUCGACUUUGCUAUCUAUUCUGCCACGCUGAAUCAUCUGAUGAGCUAAAACAUACCCCAUCCGAAUUAGAAGCUGUGGACACUUGGAUAUCAAAAAAUUGAUGACAGGAAUUUUUUUUCAGUUGGUAUUCCCAGAGUGUGUCGCAAUAGGAGAAAGAAGGAAGGCAGUUGAGCGGAGUUGAUGGGUGACUGAUAAUGAAAUCAUAAGAACAGGCUGUGAAAGCCAGAGGACAUACAUGACACAUGAGAAGAAAAGCCAAGGAUGUCACCAUGUGUAGCAGGAGGCCAUGCCAUACCAGUGGCUAACCCAGAGAGUGGGGGAUGAUGCCAGGCUCCCUGCUCAUGCAGGACAUGUCCCCUGUUUAGUAGCCUGUGUCCUGUGUCCCACAUAGACUUACUAAAAUGAAUACUCUGAGGGACUGGGGAUUUAGCUCAGCGGCACAGCGCCUGCCUGGCAAGCGCAAUGUUGUGAGUUCAAUUCCUGGUACCGGAAAAAAAACAAAAAAAAUUAAAAAAUAAAAAAAUGAAUACUCUGAAUUUCCUGUAGUUGACCUCUUUCAAUGCAUUAUAAAUCUGCUGAGGCAAUUAUAAAAAUCUUCAAAUUCAAUCAGAAGUCUUAUGUAUUUAUUUGCCAAAAAUGGCACACUGAGGGAGAGUAAUCACAUAAUCCCAAAUUAUGCUUAUCUGUAGAAAUGCACUCCCCUUUACCUGGGGGUUAUGGAAUUCAUACAGCAAGUAGCAGAGAAAAAGGUCUACUACAAAAAAACCCCAUUUCCUGGAUUUGUUCAGCUGGCAGAAGUAAACAUCAGCCUGACGCAGGAGCAGUGUAUGACUCCUCACAGGUAGGCCCAAAUGCUGUUUGAUCUUGGCUGGCUGGACAGGGGCACCCUCAACCAUGGGGUCCAAGUUACCCUCCUCACAGUGUGUGGGAGCUCAGGAUCUUGAGCCCCAGCUUUGUAAUGAGGCUAAUGGUUUUGUUUUCCUCACCAGCAUAGAGGGACAAAAUCAAGGAAUACUAAGUCUAAAAGUCCACCUCUCAUUUUCUUUGUUUAGCAACUCACAACACAUGAUGUAGCCUUUAGCUGUGAUUCUAUGUUAGUGCAAGGGCAAAUCUUAUCUAGUAUCUUAUCUUAGCAUACCUAAUUUCACUCUUCAGAAACAUUCAAGACACUAAAACGGAGGAUCUCCUCAAAAUUAGGCUCCGUGACAACUCUUACCAUUGGUGAUAGAGCCAGUAUUCCCCCCAAAAUCAAAGAAAAACCAGUUGUUGACUCUGAGCUAAGAAAUGUGUGGCCACUGAGUUUAUUAUUCCUAGUAUUGUUAUUCUUACGAAUGUACUUCGUAUUAGGAAAAAGAGCUUCCAAGAAAGUGAUGAGAAGAAAGUUCAAAGAAAAGGAUUUUUUUCCUUUGCUGCCGGUUAACUCUAUUCUUUCAUCCGCAAUCACGUCUUAGGUGUAAGGAUGUUGUAUUAAACCAAAUUGUUACAGGAAGUAUGACUGUGUCAGGGACUUUUUACACAAACAAGCCUGCCAGUCACAAAGGGAAGCUGAGCUUGUGUGCUGACACGCGUAUCCAAUGGCAGGCAGGAGGAAGGCAGGACAGCAGCCAGCUCGGAUCUAUUUUUGAGGAAUUAUUUCUGUAGGGUGUCAUGGAAUUGUAAGUUACAAAAAGAAAGCUUUGGAAAACAGAAUCUCUGUUCCAAAAGGGCCUUCUCCAAGAUACUACUUAAUGAAAUUCACAGGAAUGUAAUGGAAAUGGAAAGCCCAAAUGACAUGCAGCUUUUGUAGACAAGUGACCUUCUGGCAGUGUGUGCCUACCAAAACCUUGGUCAGGAUUCAAGGUCUUCCUCUGUGUACAGCUACAUCUGACUUCCACACCGUGCCCCAAGACAAAUUUCCCCACUUUGCUCUGAUUUUUAAACUAGCUUUGGGCUUGGAGUUGCCUUAGCACAGUACUGAUCUGUGUUUCUCAAGGGAAUCUGCUAUUUGGUGCACACUGGAAAUCCCAGCCCGCUGAGUGGUGACAGGUUAUGUGUACACCUGUUACCACUGAGCUCAACCACACCACGACCCAUCAGCUCUAAAUGUGUACUUUGCUAUUUUAAGCGUUCACACCUCUAUUUGUCAAAUCACUUCUUAUGUUUACAUGUAUCUCCAUCGCUUUUCUUUUUUGGCAUAUGGGAUCACUGUAACCCGUGGAACAAUAGCAAAAGCAAUAAAGCUCAUUUCAUGGCA